UCAAAUCCUAACUCGUGACUCCUCAGAUGUCCCAACACCAAUCAAAGAGCAGCGAUGGGCCACCCUUUUACACAUUAACAGACUUUUAUUUCGUCCUUUUCUGUCUUCAUCUUCGUGAUCAGCCCUUAUUCUUUUGACUUGAGUAGACUUGCUGAACAAACUGUUUAAAAGCAACAACUUAGCAAAUAAGUUACUGGUUUUAUUUAAAAAGGUUCGAUCUUGGUUUGUUUCUUGCAAUUUGACCGGUUGGGUUUCUUUAGUUCUUGAUAAUAAUCUUGAUGGCAGCAUCAUGGCGGGCUGAGUCUUCUUCAUCAAGAAGAGGUGAUAAUUAUGGUGAUGAUACUGUUUGUGUUGCAGUUGGUAAAGAUUUUGAAGAGAGUAAGCUGAAUUUGUUAUGGGCAUUAGAGAAUUUUCCUGCUAAAAAGUUUUGUAUUCUUCAUGUUCAUCAGCCUGCUCAAACUAUUCCUCUGGUUGGUGGGAAUUUUCUGGCUAGUAGACUGAGCCAAAAUGAGCUGAGGGAUUUUCGAGAACUCGAGAGGAAGAUUAUGCACAAGAUCUUGGAUGAUUACCUUCUGUUAUGUCACCAAGUAGAAGUCCAUGCAGAAAAGCUCUGUGUUGAGAUGGAUGAUAUUGGGAGGGGGAUUAUGGAGCUUGUUUACCAGCAUGACAUAAAGAAGCUUGUUAUAGGAGCAGCAGCAAAUAAAUAUUAUUCAGAGGAGAUGAUGGAUCUCAGGUCUAGUAAGGCCAAAUAUGUCCAGCGACGUGUUCCUACUUCCUGUCAAGUUUGGUAUACCUGCAAGGGGUAUCUCAUACACAGUUGGGAAGCUGAUUCAACAUCCUCUACAACUACCAGUGGGUUUGCAGACUCGGCAUCUAUUUCGCAUCAUAGAAAUGAAGGAGGUGGACAUGAGUUAGAAUUAGUUGAAGUGCCACAAUCAGAGGACGAUAGUCAUAGUCUUGACACAUUGCAGGAAGGAAGUAGUUUAGAUCAACUUUAUGGUCAACUGGAAAGAGCAAUGUUGGAGGCUGAAAAAUUUAAACUAGAAGCAUUUGAAGAGUCGCUUAGGCGUGGCAAAGCUGAAAAGACUGCCGUUAAAGCUGUUUGUAGGGCUAAGACAUUAGAAACUAUGUAUGCAAAGGAGUUGAGGCACAGGAAAGAAACUGAGGAAGCUCUAGCAAUGGAGAAAGAAAACCAUCAGAGGACAAAAAGGCAGCUGGAUGAGGAGCACUUGGUUACUAAGGAUCGGAGAUUAUUUCAGCAGAUUCAAGUCUCGGGCUUCGAUCAGAAGUUAAAAGAGUCGAACGACGAGAUAUUCUUUGCCAUGGAACAGUGCAAAGAAUAUAAGAAAGAAAGAGAUGAAUUGCUGGUGGAGCGAGACAAUGUUAUCAAAUUAGUAGAGGAGCUUUCAAGAAAACAAACAAACACUGCCUCGUGUUCGCAAAUGAAUCAGUCUCUCUCUGAUUUCUCUUUGUUAGAAAUUCAGGAGGCAACUUGCAACUUUGACCCAUUAUUAAGGAUUGGAGAAAGUGGGCAUGGAAGCAUUUUUAAAGGUACUCUUCGUCACAGUCCAGUAGUUAUAAAGGUGCUGAAUCCAGAUAGCAUCCAAGGGCCUAUAGAGUUUCAACAGGAGGUCGAAUUAUUAAGCAAGUUGAGGCAUCCUAAUGUGGUUAUUCUUUUUGGCGUGUGCUCUGAGGCAAGUGCUCUUAUUUAUGAAUAUUUACCGAAUAAAAGCCUUGAAGAUCGACUCGAUUGCAACCAUAACACUUCCCCCUUGCCUUGGCAAGCUCGAACACUCAUAGCAACUGAGUUAUGCUUUGUCCUUAUAUUCCUUCAUUCAAGUAGCCCUCACAGCAUUGUACACGGUGAUCUUAAGGCGGACAAUGUUCUCCUGGACGCUAACUUUGUAUGCAAACUCAGCGACUUCGGAAUCUGCCGAGCAAACUCUCUUCUUGAAAAUGCAAGAGACAUGACACUUUCUCAUGAAAUGGACCCAGAAGGAACUUUCUACCACUUGGAUCCUCAUUUCCUUUCAACAGGAGAACUGUCUCCUGCGUCAGAUAUUUACUCAUUCGGAAUUAUAUUGUUACAGUUAUUGACAGGAAAAUCUGCCUUCGAUGUAGCAAACGAUAUCAGAUAUAAGAUAGAUGAGGGAAAUGUGAGUUUGUAUUUGGACCCUUUAGCUGGGGAUUGGCCAAAUGUACAAGCCAAGCAAUUGGCUCGUUUGGGUUUAAAUUGCUGUGAUAUGAACCCCAGCAACCGACCUGACCUUGUGUCGGAGGUGUGGAGGGUGCUUGAACCAAUGCGAGAUUCUUGCUCGACAUCUGUCCAGUAUGGUUCUCAAGAUAGUGAACAGCCUCCAUCAUAUUUCGUUUGUCCCAUUUUACAGGAAGUGAUGCAAGAUCCUCAAGUGGCGGCAGACGGGUUCACUUAUGAAGCAGGGGCUUUGACAGGGUGGUUAGAGAGUGGUCACAAUACUUCGCCGAUGACAAACCUUGUGCUUCCACACUUGAAUCUUAUUCCCAACCGUACUCUUCGUUCUGCAAUUCAGGAGUGGCAGGAACAAAACUAACGCCCUUCUUUAAGAUUGAUAAUGCUAUACUUUGGCAGUCAUGUUCAGUGCAAUCCAAGGAAAUGUAGUUUUUGUGUCUUCUCAAUUUCAGAUAGUGUAAAUGUUUAGUUUAUCUAUUCAGCUUUUCUCAUUUGUCCUCCA
This is a messenger RNA of Mercurialis annua (annual mercury), 2711 nucleotides long. RefSeq names its product U-box domain-containing protein 33-like. The transcript is spliced from 9 exons. Gene Ontology annotation, molecular function: ubiquitin-protein transferase activity; protein kinase activity; ATP binding. Gene Ontology annotation, biological process: protein phosphorylation; protein ubiquitination. Lineage: Eukaryota; Viridiplantae; Streptophyta; Magnoliopsida; Malpighiales; Euphorbiaceae. The coding region runs from base 279 to 2570 and encodes 763 amino acids. The record is from RefSeq and is a predicted model, not a curated record.